This is a messenger RNA of Leucoraja erinaceus (little skate), 2301 nucleotides long. It is a transcript of the gene klhl12, whose product is annotated as kelch-like family member 12. NCBI's taxonomy places the organism in Eukaryota, Metazoa, Chordata, Chondrichthyes, Rajiformes, Rajidae. The transcript has 13 exons. Gene Ontology annotation, molecular function: protein binding. The record is from RefSeq and is a predicted model, not a curated record. Bases 406 to 2100 code for a protein of 564 amino acids.
CCGCGGGUAGACGGUAAGCAGGCGGCUGGAAACGGUGGCACCGAGCGUGAGCUGAAGGCCCGGCCCGCCCCGCCCCGCCCCACACCGUGACGAAGCCGUGGAGGGACUGGUGGCCAAGCGCGUAGUUUGCUUGGAGCUAAUUCCACAAACAUGCUUGGCCCAGCCGGGCCUUGGACCCCCUUUUAAACACGGUGGUUUGACUGGUUAUAGCUGAAGGCGACUGAAAUGGCUGCCACCUCAUGAAGUUGGUCUUGCUCAGUUUUGGGAGUGAAUGGACGGCGGUGGCAGCUGGUAGACUGGAUCUCUGCCAUGGCACACCAGAAGCUCUAAUAAUCCUAAUUCUGCAAGCGAAUCUGUAGGCUACUUAAUUGCUAUUUCCUGGAAUAACAAGUGGAAAGGUGCAACAUGGCUCCUCGGGACAUAAUGACCAACUCGCAUGCCAAGUCCAUUCUCAACACAAUGAACUCCUUGAGGAAGAGUAACACCCUGUGCGAUGUCACACUGCGAGUUGACAGCAAGGACUUUCCUGCGCAUCGUAUAGUGCUGGCAGCGUGCAGUGAUUACUUCUGCGCCAUGUUCACCAGUGAGCUCUCGGAGAAGAGUAAACCUGACGUUGAUAUCCAGGGUCUGACGGCCUCCACCAUGGAGAUUCUACUGGACUUUGUGUAUACAGAAACGGUUCACGUCACUGUGGAGAAUGUUCAAGAGCUGCUACCCGCAGCCUGCCUCCUCCAACUGAAAGGUGUGAAGCAGGCUUGCUGUGAAUUCUUGGAGAGUCAGUUAGACCCAUACAACUGCUUGGGAAUCCAAGAGUUUGCCGAAACUCAUAACUGUGUGGAUCUGAUGCAAGCGGCAGAGGUUUUCAGUCAGAAGAACUUUCCCGAAGUGGUCCAACAUGAGGAAUUCAUGCUGCUAAAUAAGGAGGAAGUGGAAAAACUCAUUAGGUGUGAUGAGAUUCAGGUGGAUUCGGAAGAACCUGUGUUUGAAGCAGUAUUAAACUGGGUAAAAUACUCUGAGAAAGAACGAGAUGAAUUCCUACCAGAUCUGCUGCAAUAUGUGCGGAUGCCACUGCUCACACCAAGAUAUAUCACAGAUAUUAUUGAUGCCGAGCCCUUGGUUCGAUGCAGCCUACAAUGUCGAGAUCUGGUGGACGAAGCCAAGAAAUUUCACCUGAGACCAGAAAUUCGAACGCAAAUGCAAAGCCCCCGAACCAGACCGAGAUUGGGAGCCAAUGAAGUACUAUUAGUGAUCGGAGGGUUUGGAAGCCAGCAGACUCCCAUUGACGUAGUGGAGAAAUACAAUCCCAAGUCUCAAGAGUGGAGUUUUCUGUCUAGCAUCACGCGGAAACGCAGGUAUGUGGCCACGGUGUCGCUCAGCGAUCGAAUAUAUGUGAUCGGCGGAUACGAUGGUCGAUCUCGCCUGAGCUCGGUUGAAUGUCUGGACUACACAUCUGAUGAAGACGGUGUCUGGUACUCAGUUGCUCCUAUGAACGUGCGCCGAGGUCUAGCAGGAGCAACAACUCAUGGAGAUAUGAUCUACGUGGCAGGUGGCUUUGAUGGGAGCAGGCGACAUACGAGUAUGGAGAGGUACGACCCAAACAUUGAUCUGUGGAGCAUGCAGGGGGACAUGCAGACGGCAAGAGAAGGGGCUGGUCUUGUUGUGGCCAAUGGAGUCAUCUACUGUCUUGGAGGCUAUGAUGGGAUUAACAUCUUGAACUCCGUGGAGAGGUAUGACCCGCACACUGGACACUGGACACAUGUCACACCGAUGGCAACCAAACGCUCAGGAGCAGGAGUGGCUCUGCUGAACGACCGUAUCUACGUGGUUGGUGGCUUUGACGGAACAGCCCAUCUUGCAUCAGUGGAAGCGUAUAACAUUCGCACAGACUCGUGGGUGAUAAUAACAAACAUGACAACACCUCGGUGCUAUGUAGGAGCAGCAGUACUCCGUGGGAGGUUAUAUGCCAUUGCAGGGUAUGACGGGAAUUCUUUGUUGAGCAGCAUCGAGUAUUAUGACCCUGUCAUUGACAGCUGGGAUAUAGUAACUUCAAUGGGAACUCAACGCUGUGAUGCUGGUGUGUGCGUGCUGCGGGAGAAGUGAUGGACUAACCAAGAACAAGAGGAGCAGCCACGCAGGAGACUAGUCUCGGCAAUGAUUUAUUUUUGCCCUCAGUUGUGCCGUUUGAUUCAAAGUGCAAUAUUUGGACUUAAAUGUAAAUCUUUCCAUAAAUAAGCAGUAGUUUGCACAGAAAAGUAGUUCUGCAGCCCAGAAUCUAUAUUAAAUGAGAGAGUUGGAAAACUG